CGUUUUGUAGGUCAUAAUGGAGAAUAAAGAAAUUCCAGAAGUUCUUUUAAGUGAUAGAAGUGGCUUGUUACCAGCUAAUAUCCUUGUGGAGCGCCUAAAAGCUGUCUGUUUCAUUCAGGCAACUGUGAUAGACGCGAACCAGAGACCUCGACUGAGGCGUGGAACUGGUUUCUUCACCGUAAUUUCAAUAGCUGACAAGAGUUAUCAUGGAAUAAUCACAAACAAUCAUGUGUUAGCAAAGAAAAAAGAUGCUGAGAAUGCAGAGGCUGUAUUUGGCUAUGAUAAUAACAAGCAGGGCAAGCGCAUUUCUUUAAGACCUGAUCUUAUAUUCAGGACAAACCAGGACUUGGACUAUUCAUUUGUUGGCGUCCAAAAAGAAGAUGUUGAUGCACUCAAGCUUGAUAUCUCACCCAUUAUGUUUAUUCCUGAGCCUAAAAUUGGUGAAGGGGAUGAGAUAUUUAUACUUCAACAUCCCAAAGGCCGUCCAAAAGAAUUUAGCCAUGACAAGAUACUUAACGUUGAGCCACCCUUUGUGUAUUACAAGGCUGACACUGAGUCUGGCUCCUCUGGUGCACCAGUUUUCUGGAGAUUAAACUUGGUAGCUGUUCAUCAAAAGGGUAGUGAAGAAUAUGGAUAUAACAAGGGUGUAUUAUGCAGUGAAAUACUGUCUCAUCUUAACACUGGGAAAUAUACAAUGCCCAAGAUGUAUUCUUUGUCUGAGAGUCAAGGAAAAGAAAUUGAUGAAGAUAAUCCACCAAUAAAAAAGCAAAAGGUUGAAAAACAAGAUAGUUCAAUYCRUCCUUCWGAUGAAGAACUGGAAGACCUUGCCAGUGAGGUUAUUGCCAUAUGGAAGCAUCUGGGUAGYAAACUUGGUGUAAACAACAAUAAAAUUGAAGAAAUUUCACGAGAUCAUGUCAACUACCAAGGAAUUUGUGAAAAGGCUUUUCAGAUGUUACUCUUUUGGAAAGAAUCAAACUCAAAUCCUUCGUACACUUCUCUCGGACAAGCAUUAAUAAACCUUGGAAAAUGCAAUCUUGCACAAAAAUACUGUAAGGUCUAACAAAUCAUAMACAUAAAAAUAUGUUUUAUACAGUAUAUUUUAUUUAUAGACUAAAGAAACUUUCAUCUCUUUUUAAUUUAUAUGUAAAAGUAUUAUUUUAAUACUUAUUUAUUAUAUUGGAUUUGUAAAUAAUAUGUACAAAAUGAAAUAAAACUAACAGUCAAAAACUAAGAUUCUUUUGAAUAUUAUUAUAUACAAUUGUUUUACAAUUGAAUUCAUUUUUUGUGCA
Molecule: messenger RNA, 1289 nt
Organism: Exaiptasia diaphana
Lineage: Eukaryota; Metazoa; Cnidaria; Anthozoa; Actiniaria; Aiptasiidae
Exons: 5
Coding region: 17-1060 (347 amino acids)
Biological process (GO): signal transduction
Molecular function (GO): protein binding
Source: RefSeq, a predicted model, not a curated record